Canariomyces notabilis is the source of this 543-nucleotide messenger RNA. Its product is annotated as ankyrin repeat-containing protein YAR1. The transcript has 2 exons. Lineage: Eukaryota; Fungi; Ascomycota; Sordariomycetes; Sordariales; Chaetomiaceae. Gene Ontology annotation, biological process: positive regulation of transcription by RNA polymerase II. Gene Ontology annotation, molecular function: transcription cis-regulatory region binding; protein binding. Gene Ontology annotation, cellular component: nucleus. The record is from RefSeq and is a predicted model, not a curated record. The annotation marks the transcript as partial.
AUGGCACCCAACCUUAGCGAUGACGAGAUCGAUGAUCUCUUGUACUCGGCGCGCAUAGGUGACAAGGAUGAGCUCACAACCCUGCUCUCAGCUCUUGCCGAGCGUGAGAACACAACGCCUGCGGAUAUUCUCACCCAUGCAAAGGACGAGGGAAAAUCGACAUGUUUACAUAUGGCGACCGGGAAUGGGCACCUUGACAUGGUCAAGCUCCUCUUAUCAUAUUUCACCUCCGACUCGGUGUCAAAAGAGACCAAGCAAUCCUUCCUAGAUGCGCCCAACGAGUUCGGCAACACGGGCCUACACUGGGCUGCGCUAGGCGGGCACCUAGCCGUGGUCAAGCUGCUCGUCGAGAAUGGAGCGUCGCCGGCGCUGGCAAACGACAAGAACUACGUCCCGUUGGAUUUGGCCAGCUUUGGCGACAAGUUUGAAGUGGUCGAUUACUUCCUUGCUCAGUCGGGCGGGUUGGAGGCUGAGAAUGCUGAGGAGGGGAUGGACGCUGCGGGCGUGCAGUUGGAGGAUGGAAAUGAUGACGAUGGGAACGAG